Messenger RNA from Drosophila persimilis, 5564 nucleotides. Its product is annotated as protein naked cuticle. Gene Ontology annotation, molecular function: metallodipeptidase activity. NCBI's taxonomy places the organism in Eukaryota, Metazoa, Arthropoda, Insecta, Diptera, Drosophilidae. The transcript has 13 exons. Gene Ontology annotation, biological process: proteolysis. The record is from RefSeq and is a predicted model, not a curated record. Bases 1880 to 5161 code for a protein of 1093 amino acids.
CGCUCUCCGUACAGCUCCACGACGAACGAGCGUCAGCCGCGUCCUCAACGGCGGUCUUCCAUCCUUUGGGCCAUAGGUGUGUCUGUGUAUGUGUGUGUGUGUGCCCGUGUGUGCGUGUGGCCCUAAACCGGUGGCAACUUUAAGACAGCAAAAGAAGGGUCGGUCACGGUUUCGUUUACGGUUACGCUAACGGAUUGAAUAAACACACGGCCACGGCCGCGGCCGCCACACGGAAGUGCAGAGUGGAAAAAAGUGCAGAGCCCGAAAACGACCGGAAAUCAACUAAAUUGUCGUCACUCCAAUCAAGUGGAAAUUUGAUUAAAACGAAAGGCGAACCCAGAGAAGAGCGAGAGAAAGGAAAAAAUUUGAGCGAGAGUCUAUGAAAAGGUAGCGGCAGAAAAGGAAAUCAACACGCACGCACAUGAGCGAGUUUUCCUUUGGAAAACAUUAAAAAUCGAAAUCAGCGAAGCGUAAAACUUUCCACAAAAGCUAGCAAAAAAAAACGUAAAGAAUAAAAAACCCAUACAAAAGGUGAAACAAAGUGAGAGAACAAUAAUUUUUGUAGUGCCGAAGAAAGAAAUACUAAAGACCGCAACACAAGGACCAGCUGACGGCCAGGAGUGGACAGGAUACUCUGCUUUAUUUUCGUCCUUUCGGCCAAAGCAUGAAAUUAAGUGCAGAUUAUCAGAAGAUUAUAUUUUAAUAGCAUUUCAAGCUGUUGCCUUUCUUGGACCCAAAGGAAGUGGAAAUCUGACCCUACAACAACCACAAAUACUUUGUGGCAGUGCCCUCUGCGUCCGUGUGUGCCUGCGUGUGUGUGUGUGUGCUACAAGUGCGGCUUAUUACAUGAUUACUGCCUCGUACAAGGGAAAAUAUACGUAUCUAAUGCAAACACACAAAAUACAUACAUGAAAGAAAGCGUGCAAGAAAUUGAAAUUAAAAGAGGAAUUAAGUGUCGCGUGUGUUGUCUCCGUGUGUGUGUUUAAUCUAUAUAGUGUCCUGUUCCUGUGUACUUGAGGCAAAUAUUGAGCCUCGUGGACUUUCGUGGAGCAACAGAUCUCACUGGGAGCUCGAAUCCAACUCAAGCUGAUUUCACAGUCACUUUCGGCCAGGACUCGGCGAUAAAGCGACAGAGCGACAGGACGCAGAAGUUAUUAUAGAACAAACAACCAGAAGGAGGAGGAGGAGGAGGAGGAGCAGCACCAGCAGGAUCGACUAAGCCAAGUCUAUUAACAGGGCAAACAAGCCUCUCAUCUGGGGGGAAAAAAACACCACCCUCGAAUGGGAAUGUGAGACGUGAAAGCUGGCAAUGAGGCGACAUCGAUGCCAGGAGCAGGAGCAGGAGCAGCAGCAGCUGAAGAGGAGGCUGCCAGGAACCGAAUCGAAACAGUUAGCCGGCAAAUCGGAUUGCGAAUCUGCUGUAUUGACAUAAGGAAAUCGUUAGCCGGCUUAGGCCCUGCCCCACCCCCAUGCCGGGACCCACAAAGUGGAGCCGAAAUUUAAAAUUAAAAAUAUUGCAGAAAAGCGAAUGGCAGAAGGAGGAGUCGGUGGAAAUCAAAGACGGCACACAAAGUGAUAUGCUGAUGCGUCGGAUUUAGAGAGAGACAGAGACGGAGACGGAGAGAGCGACAGCGACGGGUCGAGUGUUGGGGCAUGAAUAUUUCAUGAGGCCAAAGCCGAGCGAGAGACGACACAAAACGAGACGAGAGACAAGCCAAGAGCCAGCCCCAAGUGAUGACAAUAAGCUGUGACAUGGCGGCAAGUCGCUAGAGACAAGCUCAGAGCCAGAGCGAGAGCCAGAGCCAGCGCCAGCGCCAGAGCAGAGUGAGAAUCGGAGAAAGAGUAAGAGACGACAACACUUUCCUUGCCGCUGCAAGACAUGACAGAACUAAGACGAGCUAAUGGCCUGGACGCCUCCGUUCCGCGGCUCCACAAGCAGCUCUCGGUGCGGGGAGUGGGCCAGCAUCCCCACCCCCACCCCCUGCUGCACUCGCUGGCGGAUCACGGCUGCAACCUGAGCAGUGGCGGCAACAGUGCGGCAAGCACCACGAGCAGCAGCACGGCCACGGCCACCACAGCCCUGGGAGGCGGAGGUGCCAGCAGUGGCGGCGGUGUAGGAGGCUUAGGAGGCCUGGGAAGCACUCAGCGCAGUGUGGAGUUCGAUGAGCAUGAUAUCUUCUAUGUGUCGCCAUCGAAGCGAAAAGGGGCUGACGGAGGAGUCCCUGCCAAUGGCUCUCUGGUGGCGCCACCCGGCAGCGGCGGCAACAGCAACAGCAAUCACAAUGUGGUUACCUUCUCCAAUUUUGUGAGCGAACAGCGGGUGACGCCUGCCUCCUCCCAUCGCGGAUCGCUGAAGCGCAGCAAGGGACGCAGCAAUCAGUCGCUGUGCAGCUGCGACGCCGGCGACGAGGCACAGCUCCAGCUGCAGCCGGAUGCCGCCGCAAGGCCGCUCUUCGAGUACAGUCUGGAGCGGCGCCGGAAGACCCACACAUACUCGUGCGAGCAGAACGCACAGAUACUCAUGAGACUGGAGCGCGAGCGUAAUCGUAAAUUAUCGCUGACUUUACCCGGAUCCGCCAUCGAAAUGGGAAUGGGAAUGGGCGCGGGCACGGCAACCGGAGCAUUGGUGGACCUGCAGUGCGACACGCCCAGCUUGUCGGAUGUGGACAUCAUACCGCCCGUGCCGCCGCCGCCUGCCAUGAAGCGCAAUGGCAGCAUGCGGAGCCUCAGACUCUUGCAACAUCUGCAGCAGCAGCAGCAGCAGAAUCAGCAGCAGUUGACCUUCUCGGGCAGCCACAACAACAAUCUGGCUCAAUUGUGCAGCAGCGAUCUGUUGCAGGAGUGCACCAAAUCCGCACUGGACGAGUGCACGGCCACACUGCUCCAGUGCACCACCACCAGCACCGCCAAUCAGAGCAGCAGCAACAGCAACAGCAGCAGUAGUCAUUGCAACAACAAUAAUAAUGCGAAGCCAGAUAUCUGCCACACGCAUAGCCACAGUCACGGCCACAAUCAUAGUCACAAUCAGAGCCAGGCCCAGAGCCAGAGCCAGAGUCUGAGCAAGCCGCAGAGCAAACAUGCCCCGAACCCGCCAUUUGCUGCCCACGAGGAGGAUGAGAUUUUCACGCCCCACUCGAAGAAAUCGGAUCCGAGUCUGUGCUUCCUGCCACCAGCCACGGCUGCAGCCGGAAACGGAAGUGCUGCCUCGAAAUACAACACCAUCGGACCGAGCAGCGAUUAUGCCCGACACCUGGCCCACUACAGUCGCUACCUGCAGAAGCAGCACCAGCAGCAGCAGCUGGCCCACUUCCAGCAGCAGCGUUGCCGCUGCUUCUCCCAGUCGCUGCUCAACUUCCCCCAGCAGCAGCAACAGCAGCAGCAGGGGGCCCAGCAGCAGCAGCAACAGCAGCAGCAACACACAUUGCCACUGCAACAGCAGCCGGCCAUCUUUCACACGAGCAGCAUGGACUGGACAUUGCCAAUUAAUAGUCGCAGCUUUGGCAAUUUGGUCAACAUCGAAGGCAGUGCCAUCGGCGGUGGCUGCCGAGUGCCGUAUCAGAAAAUGCCGCCACACCAGGGAGCCGGCAGCGGUGGGGCCUUGGCCGCGUCCACCUUCACCAUGACAUCGUUCGACAGCGACAUCGGAAUCGGAAUCGGACAUGGGCUCAAAGAACGCGAGUCGCAGACAUCGCUGCACCAGCAGGCACAGCCGCACACCCAUCCCCAUCCGCAUCCGCACUCGCACUCGCAUCCGCAUCAUUAUCAUGCACACCAUGCGGUCGUGGGUGGCUCGGGCUCCGGCUCCGUCACGCCACAAAAGCAUCACCAGCUGCACUCGAGCGUCACGAGCAUCAUGCCAUGGAAACACCGACAGUGUCCCAGUCGCGGUUCCUCCAGCUCGGGAACGAAUUCAUUCCGAUUCGAUGCGGCCAAGCAUUGGCUGGCUGUGAGCUCCAUACUCUUGAUAAUUGGGGCUGCCAGUGUGGCCGUGCCGCUGGCCCUACGUGUGGCAGCAAGUGCACCCUUUGAGGAACGCCUACGCGUGGCCGUUCAGCUGCUGGAUCAAGUGCCUUUAAUCGAUGGCCAUAACGAUUUACCCUGGAAUAUCCGCAAGUUCCUGCACAACAAACUCAACGACUUUAAUUUCGAUGAGGAUUUGCGCAAUGUAAUGCCCUGGGGACGUAGCCACUGGAGUCACACGGACCUCACGCGACUGAAGAAGGGACGCAUAUCAGCACAGUUCUGGGCCGCAUAUGUGCCCUGCGAGGCCCAGCAUCGGGAUGCUGUGCAGCUCACUUUGGAGCAGAUUGAUGUGAUCAAGCGCCUCACGGAUCGGUACUCCCCGCAGUUAACCACGUGCACCUCGGCGCAGGACAUCAUUGAUGCCCACAAGAACCAACAGGUCUGCUCGCUGACUGGCGUCGAGGGCGGCCACUCCCUGGGCGGCUCUCUGGCCGUUCUACGCACUCUCUAUGCGAUCGGAGUGCGCUACAUGACACUCACCUCCACUUGCCACACGCCCUGGGCCGACUCGAGUUAUGCGGACGCACCGACCUUCAAUAUGAAACAUGGCGGACUCACCCUCUUCGGGAAGACAAUCAUCCGCGAAAUGAAUCGCCUGGGCAUGAUGGUCGACCUAUCGCACGUCUCGAAGGGCACUAUGCGCGACGCCCUGGAGGUGAGCGAGGCCCCUGUGAUAUUCUCACACUCCUCCGCCUACGAGCUGUGCAACACGAGCCGCAACGUCCAGGACGACAUCCUGCAGUCGCUCGCCAAGAACGGGGGCCUCGUGAUGGUCAAUUUCUAUUCGAAAUUCCUCUCCUGCAGCGACAACUCGACCGUGCACGAUGCAGUCGCGCAUAUUAAUCACAUUAAGCGCGUCGCUGGCAUCGAUCACGUUGGCCUCGGCGCCGGCUACGACGGCAUUAAUUACACACCCAAAGGCCUGGAGGAUGUCUCCUCGUAUCCGACCCUCUUUGCGGAGCUUCUGGGUGGCGGCUGGACGAUGGAUGAGUUGACAAAGUUGGCGGGCGGUAACUUUCUGCGGGUCAUGCAGCAGGUGGAGAAGCUGAGGGACGACAAAAAGACUGCCGGAGUCAAGCCGUACGAGGAUCACCCCAACUUCCGCACCGACGAUCCGUACAACUGUACCUCCAGCUAAUCGAACACCGGCCCCAAGCAAUCAGAGGUUGUACCAGAGAUCCACCCGACCCGGCGUCAGGCAACGAAUGAAUAAAGUUCUGCUUUUGCUGCAGCAACUUUGGAUUUCUAUGUAUAGAGGAUACAAAAUUUAGCAUACUCACAGUCUAGAUACACAUAAGAUUCGUAUAAGCUUUAAAUACAUAGUUAAUAGAUAUAUAAGCCAUAUUUAUAUGCCUGAAUAUCAGGCAGAAGAAAUAUUUUUCCUCUUUCCCCCUCCCUGUGUAAACGAAGCGAAUUUCUUUUGAUUUUGGUGACAAUCUACAGACUGCCAAAAAAAAAUAAAUAAAAUAUAUUAUAAGCUACACACAAAACCCUCAUAUUUAUCCCGUAAAUUUUGCUUUAUUUUUUAUCCAGAAAUAAUA